This is a messenger RNA of Arachis stenosperma, 2080 nucleotides long. Its product is annotated as trehalose-phosphate phosphatase A-like. Gene Ontology annotation, biological process: trehalose biosynthetic process. The record is from RefSeq and is a predicted model, not a curated record. The transcript is spliced from 14 exons. Gene Ontology annotation, molecular function: trehalose-phosphatase activity. NCBI's taxonomy places the organism in Eukaryota, Viridiplantae, Streptophyta, Magnoliopsida, Fabales, Fabaceae. Bases 614 to 1864 code for a protein of 416 amino acids.
UUUCUCUCCUCUCUCUCUUCUUUUCUUUUCUAUCUCUCUCUCUCAUUCUGUUACGUUCUCUCUUUUUUAAUUUAACACUUUCGCUUCUCUCGCCGCUUAAAAGCACACCGUUUUUCAGUACCACUCCAUUAUAUAGCUUCGUUCUUGAACCCUAAUUCUUCGUUCUUGUCUAGGGUUUGUUUGGUUUCGGUCUGUUAUAAUCAUUAAUCGUAUUUUCAGGUAAAUUUCUCUUUAUUCUGCUUAACACAUUGCCUUCCCCACUGUCUCUUUGUUUGGCUGCCGAGAAUUUCUCUCCAAAAAGGGGGAUUCUAGCUGAUAUUUUUUGCGCCGAACAAAGCUAGAUAUCUGCAUUAUUAUGAAAGAAGAUUAAUGAGAAACCUUGCUUCGUUGUUCGCGUGGUUGGAGCUCGUUUAUUAGGAGCUCAGCAGUUGAUGGACUGUUACCCCAAGAGCAGUGACAAGAUAACAUUGAAGAGGUGGUUUUUCAUUGAUAAGAGAGUUGGGUAAAGUGGAAAUCUGAUACAUAGAUAAUAAUAGUUCAAUUGGUGCUCGAUACUCCUUAAAUUUUCACACAUUGUUGCCGUAAUAUCAAGUGGUUCACAAACCUGGAUCCCAUGGACUUGAAAUCAAAUCACACCCCUGUUCUUGCUGAUGCUGCACCCAUAACAAAGUCAAGACUGGGUGUGCAUUCAAGUUUAUUGCCUUACUCCCCAACCGGGGCGACCUUUCCACAUGGUAUGCUUUUGACUAUCCCAAGGAAGAAAACUGGACUUCUUGAGGAUGUUCGUUCUAGUAGUUGGUUGGAUGCCAUGAAAUCAUCUUCUCCUCCCCCCAGGAAGAUAACGAAGGAUGUUAGUCAUGGCUUUGCGUCACAUGAAUCUGAUGCUGCUUAUUUUAACUGGCUGCUAAAGUAUCCCUCAGCUCUUACAUCUUUUGAGCAAAUUACAAACUAUGCAAAAGGGAAGAGAAUAGCCUUGUUUCUGGAUUAUGAUGGAACUCUUUCCCCGAUCGUCGAUAAUCCUGACUGUGCUUUCAUGUCUGACAAUAUGCGAGAUGCUGUUAAAAAGGUGGCUGAAUAUUUCCCUACUGCUAUUAUCAGUGGAAGAAGUCGUGACAAGGUAUAUGAAUUUAUAGGACUAACAGAACUCUAUUAUGCUGGUAGUCAUGGUAUGGACAUCAUUGGUCCUGUCAGGCAGGCUGUACCUGAUAACCACCCUAAUUGCACCAUUAGGUCUACUGACAAGCAGGGUAAGGAAGUUAAUUUAUUCCAACCUGCUGCUGAGUUCUUGCCCCUGAUUGACGAGGUGUUUGAGUCUCUUGUUGAGAGUACAAAAGAUAUUAAAGGAGCAAAAGUUGAAAACAAUAAAUUUUGUGUGUCUGUACAUUACCGCAAUGUAGAUGAUAAGAGUUGGGAUUUGGUGGGGCAGAUUGUCCAUGAUAUUCUGAAGGGCUAUCCACGUUUGCGACUAACUCAUGGGCGCAAGGUCUUAGAGGUCCGCCCAGUGAUUGACUGGGAUAAGGGAAAAGCAGUCACGUUUUUGCUCGAGUCACUUGGGCUUAGCAAUUGUGAUGAUGUGCUUCCUAUAUAUAUUGGAGAUGACAGAACAGAUGAAGAUGCAUUUAAGGUUCUGAGGGAGGGAAAUAAAGGUUAUGGGAUCUUAGUGUCCUCAGCGCCAAAAGAAAGCAAUGCAGUUUACUCUCUCCGUGAUCCAUCAGAGGUGAUGGAGUUUCUCAAGUCUCUUGUGGAAACAUGCCAAGAGGUUUCCUGCAGCAGGUUUGCGCACAGAAGACCUCUUAUGGUAGCUACAACCUUGUCGCUACCUUGUUGUUUUGUUCAAACUUCAAAUCUCCUUUGGCAAUUGUAAAUUAGCCACUCAUGUUUAUGUCUCUCAAAAGGAUUAAAGAAAAAUAUGCAGAGAAAUUUUUUCUUUCUUUGUUAUUCUUUCUUUCUUUCAAGUCCAAAGAGUGUUUAUAUUUUUAGUUUUUACUCACUGGUGCCUCCAGUUUUGGUUACUGUAUCUUAACCACUUAAAAGGGAGUUACAUAUGCAAUUAUUAUUAAUUUAUUCUUUUUUUUUUUAA